AUGAUAGGCUCACUUCUUCGAGUUGCCAGGGGCUUCGAAGAUCUACCGGGAAACGAAGCAUGUGCUACGUUCAAACUGACAACGGAGCUUCUCGAUCGGCCAGGAGGUCUCAUGCAAACACUGUUAGAGGCAUUCGAAGACUUCCUGAUCCUGGCAUCAGUGAGACUCGGUAAUGGCCUGAACCUAACUCGCCAACAGUUAGAGCCACUUCAUCAUAUCAUUGAAUUCCACAUCACGCUGGUUAAUGAUCUGUUUUCCUUCGACAAGGAGAAACGAGCGGCGGUGACCGAAGGCGCUCUCCUACUGAACACGGUCAACUAUCUAGAACAGGUAUUAUCAGUGUCGUCGCCUUUUGCCAAAGACCUCACCUUGCGUCUGAUGCUUGAUAUCGAAUCUAAGCUUCAGGAUGAGCUCGGCCAAUUGUCGCAGAUUGACACAUUGAGCGAGUCUCAAGUCCGAUGUGCUCACGCGUUGGUCGAAUGCGCGUCGGGAAAUAUGCUCUUCUCGGUUGAUUCCAUUUGGUAUGGAAAAGAAAUUAAUGGGCCUACCUAG
This is a messenger RNA of Aspergillus melleus, 552 nucleotides long. RefSeq lists its product as uncharacterized. The transcript has 2 exons. The record is from RefSeq and is a predicted model, not a curated record. Bases 1 to 552 code for a protein of 183 amino acids. NCBI's taxonomy places the organism in Eukaryota, Fungi, Ascomycota, Eurotiomycetes, Eurotiales, Aspergillaceae.